AUAUACUUAAAAAACAAAAGUUUAUACCUACUUAUCUUCAAGUAAAAAAUAAUACGCCAUAAAGUUUAGUAGUCUUUCUUAACUCGUUCAUCCUUAAUACUUUUGCAAAAUGGUGUUGCGACUUUUUGAAUCAAAGUACAUUUACUUUAUAGUUGGGUCAGUCAACUUGGUAGCAUUCUCAGUGGGCACUGGCAUGUCAUGGCCUUCUUCGCAGUUAACGAAACUUACCAACAAUGUCGACAACCCACUGGGUAGAUUAAUAACAAAAUCUGAAGCGGGAUGGAUUACUUCCUUAUCAAACAUCGGUGGAAUUAUAGGACCUGUAGUUUAUGGAUUUUUCAUGGAGACAAUUGGACACAGAAACUCUCUCAUUGCUUUAGGCAUACCUCUUGUGACAACAUUCGGUAUUACGGCAUUCGCUCAGAAUAUCUACUUGUAUUAUAUAGCAAGGUUUCUACUGGGCAUUGGUUCAGGACCAAUGUUUUUGGUGUGUGCUGUUUAUGUGGCCGAAAUCGCAGAUAAUGAUAGAAGAGCUUUAUUGACGGCAACAACAGUAAUUUAUGUAACUACUGGUACGCUAUUUUCAUACUGUGUGGGCCCAUAUACGUCCCCUAUGGUUUUUAAUUUAAUCUUGAGUGCAAUACCGAGUUUAUACAUAAUUUUGGUGGUGUUAUUCGUUCCGGAAUCGCCUCAUUACUUGUUGAAACAAGGCGAUGUAGUUGGUGCUACAAGAAUAUUAGAGAAUAUCCGUGGAUAUAAAGGAGACGACAUAACUAGGGAAAUAGAAGACCUCAAAGGGUUCACCGACUCAUCUCAUGAAGAGAAGGCACGGGUCAUAGACCUAUUCAGCAGCUCGGCAGCCAUCUACGCCUUCUUCAUGGGUUUAUUUUUGGUGACAUUCCUGCAAGUCAACGGGACGGGCGUUUUUAUCAACUACACCGAACAAAUAUUCGACGGUACCGUAUCAAAAUUGACGUCCUCGCAAUCUGCCAUCGUAGUAGGUGUAAUACAGGUGGUGUUUUCACCGAUUUCGCCGAUUUUCAUACAACGUUUUGGCAGGAAAACUUUACUUUUAACCUCGAUCAUGGGCGGGAUUGCAGCGCAUACCAGUUUGGGUGGCUAUUUCAUCCUGCAAGAUCAAGGCGUUGAUCUGCACCGUUUUUCCUGGGUGCCCCUUACCAGCAUGGGUUUGUUCUUCUUCUCAUUCUUCGCCGGUUUCGGGUGCCUACCAUGGGCCAUCAUAACGGAAAUAUACCCCAGCCAUAUCAAGUCUAUGGGGUGCAGUGUGGUCAAUACGAUAUCCAGUAUGUUGGGUUUUUUGGUUAUGUUUUAUUUCAACUGUAUGGUAGACUCUAUAGGUAUGGGUUACACUUUUAUUCUGUUCAGUGGCGUUAUGUCGGUCGCGUGGUUGAUAAUAUUUGUUAAAUUACCAGAGACGAAAGGCAAGACUUUCCACGAAAUACAGGACAUCAUUUCUGGACCUAAAGGUAGAUACAUGGAUGAGAUUGGAUUGGAGACUACAUCUGAAACCUACUCUGAAUAAUAUUUAUUUAGCUGUUAUAUUAAUUGUUUAUUUAUGGUUUGAUAAAAAAAUAAUUUCUUUAUAGUCAUAUUUAUUUUAUUAUAAUU
Molecule: messenger RNA, 1629 nt
Organism: Brassicogethes aeneus
Lineage: Eukaryota; Metazoa; Arthropoda; Insecta; Coleoptera; Nitidulidae
Source: the annotation of a GenBank genome assembly